AUGACUCAACACAUUGGUUCUGCUCCAUCAUCUUCAACACUUUGCUCAACAAUGUGUCGUCGUGCGGCAUCAUUUCCAGUUGUUAACGGACGCCCACCAACAUCUACCUCUCUGAGAGUUCGAUCACAAAGUGAAUCGGAUGCUUUGAAUCGUUUAGGUCUCAUUACUUCAAGAACUGGACUAAUAGAACAAUUUAAAAAACAUCAAUUUUCACCUAUUACUCGUGAAAAUUUGGUGGAAAUCACUGUGGAAAACGAUCAUAUCGAGAAAGAGAUAGCUAAUGACGUGGAUCAAUUAUGCAUAUUUAUUGAAGAGGGAACUUGUGAUGAAGCAAAUGUUGCAAGAAGUUCUUGUAAGAGUGUGCGUUUUGCUGAUGAUUGUGGCAAAGAAUUAACAACUGUACGUAUAAUGACUGAACCUUCCGAUUAUCCACCAACGAUAAGUGCAUCAGUAAUUCGCCGAUUAAUGGGAAAAGCAGAUGAAGAGAAUCAUACGUCGGCUUUAUGGGUAGCAUCGUUCAAGCAACCAGCUAGUGAAUAUAUCAAAUUCCGUGAAACUUUGGAGAAAGGAUGUGUUGCACUUGAAAAUGUUGUCUUGAAAAAUGAAGUUUGUCGUAUGGUUGGCACUAUCAAGGUAAAAAAUAUAACAUUUGAAAAGAAAGUAUUUAUACGACUAACAUCAGAUGGUUGGAAAAGUUUCCUAGAUUAUGCUGCCAGAUAUCAGCCAUCUUCAUCCAAAUUUUAUGACACCUUUAGCUUUGACGUCAAACUACCAACUAAUGGAACCGAUCCAAAUGCACGCAUUGAGUUUUGCAUAUGCUUUGAAGCUGGUUGCUCUUUAGAUAAUUCGAAAUCAUGCUUGUUUUGGGAUUCAAAUGGUGGACAAAACUAUGCACUGACAAGUCAAGAAGCCCAUGCCAAAUUUAAAGACACGCACAUGUCUGAUAAACAAAAUGAUAAUGAUGCAUACAGAUAUGAACUUGAUGACUGGACAAAAUUUGCAUCGUGGAAAAAUUUGUCAACUGAAGGUCCGUACUGGUAG
Thelazia callipaeda (thelaziosis nematode) is the source of this 1041-nucleotide messenger RNA. The record is from the annotation of a GenBank genome assembly. Lineage: Eukaryota; Metazoa; Nematoda; Chromadorea; Rhabditida; Thelaziidae.